Messenger RNA from Calidris pugnax (ruff), 596 nucleotides. RefSeq names its product docking protein 2-like. The transcript has 4 exons. Lineage: Eukaryota; Metazoa; Chordata; Aves; Charadriiformes; Scolopacidae. Gene Ontology annotation, cellular component: cytoplasm. Gene Ontology annotation, biological process: positive regulation of MAPK cascade; cell surface receptor protein tyrosine kinase signaling pathway. The coding region runs from base 48 to 596 and encodes 182 amino acids. The record is from RefSeq and is a predicted model, not a curated record.
CCGGCGGCGGAGGGGCGGCAGCGCGGGAGGAUGCUGGUGGCUGGAGGAUGGAGGAGGCGGUGGUGAAGCAGGGUGUGCUCCACCUCCAGCUGCAGCAGACUUUUGGGAAGAAAUGGAAGAAGUUCUGGGGCAUCUUGUACCGGGAAAGCCCUUGCUCCACCGCCCGCCUGGAGCUCUUCGAGGGCUCGGCUCCACCAGCUGCCGAAAAGCUUCGGAAAAGCGAGGGCAGCAAGAAGCUGGUCAAGCUGAGCGACUGUGUCCACGUGGCCGAGGUCGGUGGCGAUGCUGGUUGCCCCAAGGAGACCUUCCCCUUCCUCCUGGAGACCACCGACAAGCGGUUCCUCCUGGCUGCCGAGGGCACGGAGGUGGCCGACUGGAUCCAGAAGCUGUGCGAGCUGGCCUUCCCGAGGAGCAGGGAGGAGCAGGCAGGAGGCAAAGAUGGCCAGCAGAGCUCGCAGGGCACCGACGGCGGGGUCUCCAUGGAGGAAAACUCCCUCUACAGCUCCCGGGAUAAAGCUCAGAGGCGCAGGAAGCCGGAGCCCGCGCCCUGUGAGAGCGUAGGAAAUAGAAGAGCCCGACCGCACGUCACAUGCUGA